GGCGUCAACGUCAUAGCAGAAUCAAGAGGUUGCAGUUUACUUGAUCUAUCCAACCUCUCUCUGGAUAGCCUUUCGGCGGAUAUCGGUACCCUGACGAAUUUACAAGAUCUGUUUCUUUAUGAGAAUAAGCUGUCUUAUCUCCCCCCACAGAUAGGAAACCUACGUAGAUUACAGAAGGUAAGUUGGAUUUACAGCAUGCACUUUGGUCAGCUGUGGCUACAAGAAAACUAUAUUUACUCUUUACCGAGUGAAAUGGAGCGCUGUGCAAAUUUGACUCAUUUGGACCUUCGUCACAAUCGCCUGGAUGGAGCACUUCCAUCAGUCAUCUUAGGUUUACGCUGCCUGCAACAGCUCCUGCUGACAUACAACAAGCUGAACGACAUUUCUGGGGUUGGUAACCUUAAGGAUCUUCAAAUUUUGGUUGUCAAGUCCAAUAACCUCCAGGGCCCUCUACCCGAGGAUCUGGGACAGCUGACCAAGCUACAAAUCCUAGACUGUUCGAAGAAUCGCAUAACUAUUCUGCCUGAUGUGCCGUCUCUGAUUCAUAUUUCAGCCAUUGCAAGCUGUACCAAACUGAUACGCCUUUUGCUUGACUACAACUGCAUCGGUGAACUUCCUUCCUCAAUUGGAUGCUUGAAACAACUGCAACAACUUGGGAUU
Molecule: messenger RNA, 660 nt
Organism: Opisthorchis viverrini
Lineage: Eukaryota; Metazoa; Platyhelminthes; Trematoda; Opisthorchiida; Opisthorchiidae
Exons: 3
Molecular function (GO): protein binding
Source: RefSeq, a predicted model, not a curated record